UUAGAAACCGUGUACAUAGCCGAACAGCACCUCUGCCAGCCGCUCAGAGGCCAUAGCCACCGUCAUCUCACGGCUCUCAGCCAUGUCGUUCAACUCCUCAUGCAAAAGUACUGCAAGGAAACGCCAGGCAUCGACGACCUCGGCCGCUGGGCCCCCGACUCGGACGGGUUUGCCUUCCUAGUCGCGAUCGAUUCUGCGUCGUCCGUCGUUGAGUUGCAAAGUCACCCGCUUCUAAGACAUCGCGAUACCGAGUGUCUCCUCGGUCUUGUCAGUUUGACACGCGUUGCGGUUUUCCCGCGGGAGUACGUAUGUGGAGACAGGGCAACACCGGUGCCUAAUUGA
Colletotrichum tamarilloi is the source of this 342-nucleotide messenger RNA. RefSeq lists its product as uncharacterized. NCBI's taxonomy places the organism in Eukaryota, Fungi, Ascomycota, Sordariomycetes, Glomerellales, Glomerellaceae. The record is from RefSeq and is a predicted model, not a curated record. The annotation marks the transcript as partial. The transcript has 2 exons.